Messenger RNA from Ectocarpus sp. CCAP 1310/34, 1524 nucleotides. The record is from the annotation of a GenBank genome assembly. Lineage: Eukaryota; Phaeophyceae; Ectocarpales; Ectocarpaceae.
AUGGCCGGGGUCCCGGCGGUGGCGGCCGGAGUGGCAGCAUCGGCGGUAGCUCCAGCGGCGACGGCGGCGACCUCCGAUGGCAGUGUUCCCCCCGCGGCGGCGGCGGGGGGGAUGGCCGGAGGCCCCGCGGUGGCGGCCGGAGCGGCAGCAUCGGCGGCAGCUCCGGCGGCGACGGAGCAGCGGCAGCAUGAGCAUACGACGGAGCCGGAGAGCAGGGGGGAGAGCGGAGCAGCGCGCAGCGCGGUGUUGGCAGAACUUGCGCGGACGGCGGGGGGGCCUUCGCGGGUGACCACAUCUGCGGCACCUGUUGCCACACCUGCCCCCGCGCACUCGGCGGCGAUGGCAUCGGACGGACUGUGGACGGAGAUGGUGCAUGAGGGCGGUACAGGCGGACGUCGUCGGCAGGGGCAGCGGGAGUUUGUAGCGACCCCCGCAGUGACGAGGUCGCGGGCGAAGCGAGAUGGGCCGGGGCCGGGGAUAUUUGCUCUUCUAGCCACGGAGGACGAGAUCAAGCGGUCUAUCGCCGAGCUUCCUGCACCGGGCGUCGCUGAGCCAGCGCUGCCGACGGGGCUGGCGUGGCGACCUGGAGACGCCUGAGACAUACGGGGAGGCGCACGCGGGGCCCCACCACCACAUCUGGACCAACGCCGAACGCAAGGAGUUUUUCGGGCUGAAUGCAGUGGGCACCUUCGAGGAGGUCGGGGCGGAAUAGCAACGAGGGACGAACGUCAUCUCCGCCAAGUGGGUGUAUUCAUGGAAGGGAGACGAGUUUGGGUAUGCUGUGCGUGCUAAGGCUAGGUUGGUAGCCCGUGGGUUUGCGCAGCGUGAGGGUGUUGACUUCUUUGAGACUUUCUCCCCGUGUCCUUCCAUCACGAGCAUUCGAUUGCUAGCCGCCAUUGCCUGUGUGUUAGAUUGGGACUUGUGCCAUUUCGAUGCCGAGCAAGCCUUUGUCCAAUCAGAACUGGAUGAGGUCGUGUUCAUUCGUCUUUCCCCUGGGUGCGGUGCGCGUUCCGGUAAGGUCGUACGGUUGAGACGGAGUCUAUACGGUCUGAAGCAGGCGUCCCGCACAUGGCAUCAUCACUUGAUGCGUGGCAUGAAGAGUCUUGGUUUCGAGCCUUGUGCCGCCGAUGCGUGUGUGAUGCGUCUGAUCGAGAGCGGUGUAGUCACCAUGGUGGUUGUGAUCCACGUAGACGACAUCUUCUCUAUCGGGCUCAAGAGCAGGUGCGAUCAGUUUGGUGUUGACCUCAACCGGUAUGUGCCCAUUUCCAACCUUGGGGAACUGCGCUGGUAUGCGGGUUGCCGGUUUUCUCGUGACACGGUGUUGGGGACGGUGACUAUUUCGCAACAGGCUGUAGCGGAGAAGAUCGUUGCCAAGUUCGGUGUGACGACGGACAAAGAGACACCUAUGGUCGUUGGGUUGAAGCUUGAGCAGUACGACGCCGACGAGCCCGAUGUCGACGAGCCUUUCCGGUCGCUCGUGGGACACUUGAUGUGGCUGGCGAAUCGAAUCAGACUCGCUCGGAU